AUGCCCGCCCUAGAAUUAUCCGCUCUGGGGUCUCAACGUAAAGCGCAAGAGGAACUUCGAGAGCCGCAAACACGGCGACCUGGAGCAGUGUCUAUUCGGGCUAUUCUUCAGACCCAUUCCAGGACACGCUUGUAUGUCCGACCAAUAGCCUGGGUUGCGGACCACCUGCGAUUGUUACAGUGUUACUUCCGUCCGCUAGAAGCAGAAGACAGUUGCGGACAAUCGUCAUGCACAGCCUCACCGAAGCCCAAGUCCCGCCGCGACCCCGGCAAUGUAUGGCGCCGCAUGCCUGGUGAUAUUACACAAAAUAGGGCGGUGGAUGUGAAAUCCAAAGACGCUAUUCUUGCAGCAACUCGGCUGUGCCGACCCACGUCCCUGGCGGUCCCGAAGUUGGCCCUCGAGACAAUCCUUGAAUCCUUCAACAACUUUCCUUUGCCAUCAAAAUGCCUAUCAUUAUACUCCCAUGGCCGCCACGCGGUACAGCUUCGCACAGAUAAUCUUUUCACGGGAGAUUCCAUUUCUCCAACUCUCGCCUACAUCAGCUUCGACCCCAUCAAACGUCUUCGCAGUGACUAUGUGGAUAUACCACGAUGCGAUCCCCUCCGAAAUGUCCCUGUUAGCAAUAUUAAACAGAAAAGGUUACGCUGGCUUGAGUCACAAAGAAAGGUGGAAGAUCCAUAUGUAGUGGCGAUUUCAAUGGCGUUGGCCCAAGAACAGCGACGGAUGCAGCAAGCACGGCAAAAGAAACAGGGGAGCGAAGUAAUCCCCAUGAAUAACCCCGAGACCCUAGAAGCUCAAGUAAAUGGAUAUGCCAACUGCGGGGGUACACAGGUCAAUGCAGAGAAUCCCAUGCCCUAUCUUGACGUGGGGAUAUCGACACCGCAUGCAGCAAGUUCCUUCAAGAGGCCCAGGUUCUGA
Aspergillus pseudonomiae is the source of this 918-nucleotide messenger RNA. RefSeq lists its product as uncharacterized. The transcript has 3 exons. Bases 1 to 918 code for a protein of 305 amino acids. Lineage: Eukaryota; Fungi; Ascomycota; Eurotiomycetes; Eurotiales; Aspergillaceae. The record is from RefSeq and is a predicted model, not a curated record.